Tachyglossus aculeatus (Australian echidna) is the source of this 1796-nucleotide messenger RNA. RefSeq names its product Golgi apparatus membrane protein TVP23 homolog B-like. The transcript is spliced from 7 exons. Lineage: Eukaryota; Metazoa; Chordata; Mammalia; Monotremata; Tachyglossidae. The record is from RefSeq and is a predicted model, not a curated record. Gene Ontology annotation, cellular component: Golgi membrane. Gene Ontology annotation, biological process: protein secretion; vesicle-mediated transport. Bases 39 to 656 code for a protein of 205 amino acids.
CGUGGCGUGACCCGGAAGUGAAUGGUCGGAGUGCGGUCAUGGGGCGGCAGGACAGCAACGAAGACACAGAAGAUGUGUCCCUGUUCGAUGCCGACGACGACGUGGUCCGGCGGCCAAAGUCAAAGAUCAGACAUCCAGUGGCUUCAUUUUUCCAUUUGUUCUUCCGAGUGAGUGCGAUCAUUGUUUAUCUCCUGUGUGAAUUGCUGAGCAGCAGCUUUAUUGCCUGCAUGGUGACCAUCAUCUUGUUGCUGUCGUGCGACUUUUGGGCCGUGAAGAACGUCACAGGCAGGCUGAUGGUCGGCUUGCGGUGGUGGAACCAGGUUGAUGACGAUGGAAAGAGCCACUGGGUUUUUGAAGCCCGGAAGGUGUCCGCCCAGGGGAAAAGGAACACCUCAGAAGCGGAGUCCCGGAUCUUUUGGCUAGGGCUGAUCACCUGUCCCAUCAUGUGGGUGGUGUUUGCCUUCAGCGCCCUGUUCUCCUUCAAAGUGAAAUGGCUGGCGGUGGUGACGAUGGGCGUGGUCCUCCAGGGAGCCAACCUGUACGGCUACAUCAGGUGUAAAGUGGGCAGCAAAAAGAAUCUGACCAGCAUCGCCACGACUUACCUCGGAAAGCAGUUCCUGAGACAACAGACAACUCAAGACAGUGAGACGUCUUGAAAUCAAGGAAAAUGCACAAAUCCGGUUUUGGCCGACAACGAAGAGAUUGUCCCAUUUUUUCUGGACCUGUACAGAUGGCUGUAGUCGGGCUUUUUCAAGGGACGGGGGGGUACUAUUUCUUCCCAUUUCCCAGUUUAAGUUGUUUUAAGGAACUACAGGCUCAUUGGCCUCAGUUUUUCAUGGCAAAUUUUUAGUUUUCAGACGAUUUGGACUCUAAGAGCUGUAGUGGUGGAAGUAUAGAAAUGACUCAGAUUUUGCUUGGUCUAAUUUUUAAAAUGUGUGUCGGUGUGGGUGUAUGUAAGUGCACAGAUGUGCCCACGUGUUAGGGUGUAUUCAUGUGUAAUAUAUGCUCACUCACGUACAAUUGAGUGUGUACCCGGAAGGCCUUUUGAUGGAAAAGUAACCUUAGAAAAAAGAAUCAUUUCAGGUCGUCAGCUUCAAAGAACGUCUUGAAUCCCAGUUCCUUUAGAGGAGGGGAAUUUUCUUCAGAUAUCCAGAAUAUUUGUUAAAGGCUGGCUGACUGGUUUUCCACUUGCAGGGGAGUUAUACACCACACACACCCACAAAAACACUUCUUGCAGUGGAAUUCUGCAAAUGAGCCAGCCUGUAGGAUAUUUAACCGGAGUAGACAACAGCGUGUUUGGAAAACGCCGUUGGAGAUCUCCACGAACCCCAUGGGCACCAAACAAAUACUUGCUAUCUAUAUCGAUUCUGUUUUGGGGCAACCUGCAGAUUUAGCAGAAGCGUUUAGAUGUCACAAGUGACAUGGAAAGUUUAAUUGCGCGUUCCUUGUCUCAUCCUCUGAGGCGCUGAUUGAGAUUUGGUCAUCUCAAAGGCCUGUAAUCUCCAAACUGUUGAGGAGUGUGUUAUAUUUAUGUUAGGGUGAGGGUUGAACCCUUAAAUAUCUGACAUACGAGACACUCGGAGGGCGUGUCUUAUUUUAAUUAUAUUUUCUGUUCGUGAGAAUGAUGGGGACUUGUAAAUCACAGGUUUGGGUUUCAGGUGUUUCUUAUAAUAAAGCAAUAUAUUUAAACUAUCCACUGUUUUGACCUAUAAGCUCUGGCACUAAAUUUUUAGGAUUCUUUGGAACAAUAGAUCCUUUUGUAAAUAUAUUUAUAAAUAAAAUUAAGCUUGGUCUAA